UUUUUUUCUCGCAUGAUGCCGUAAUUUUUCUGAUCAUAUACUUACAGUAAUGUAGUAUGUUCUCAUAUUGUUGAUGAUAAUAAUAUGAAAUGUGUAUAGUAGUUGUUUUAUUAUCAUGCGCUACAAUUUCAUUAUUGAAUUUGAAAUUUUACUUUGUUUUUAACUGUUUUUUUAUUUAUAAAACUAUAUGUGUACAGUGUAAUAUGAAUGUGCAUCUAUGUGUAGUGUAAAAAAAAUGAUUUAUAUGCCACGACACGACCACCACCAAACCAAAAGCAGAAUAAAUGUAGUAAUGCAUUUACUUUCAGUCAGAAAACAGCGGCAGAGCACAAUUUAAAACAAUUAAUUUCGGAAGUGUUGCGACUUUUAUGCAUGCAGUAAUUUAUUUUCUUAUUUUUGUACUAAAAAUUUCAUAAAAUUCAAUAAAUAUGCAAAAAAGCGUAAAAAUUAAAAAUAUUGAAAUAAAAAAUACAACUGGAAUAUAUUUUAUUAUGUAUUAAAAAGAAAGUGAAAAGAAAGAAAAAAUUUUUUUUUCAAGCUGUGACGCUUUAAAAUCGUAUUUACGCUACACACACUCAAAUAAAGGAUUUUUUUUGGUUCAUAAAAGUGUCGCUGUGUCGUAUUUAUCAUUUAUUUUUUUUUGCGUCGCCGUCUGUGAAAUUAUUUGCUUUUUAGUGCUUCUUUUAAUGAAAAAAAAAAGAUAAACAAAAAAUAAUUUUUGGUGGAAAAAUCAAAAAUUUUACAAAAAAAUAGUUUCAAAUUUCUCUUUAAAAUUCAGUAACGUGGAGCACAAUAUUUUUUGAAAUUAAUUCGCAAUAGCUUUUGUUUUAGUGUGAAAAAUAAUGUAAAAAUUUUUAUUAAUUUAAAAUGAAAAUGACAGUUUCCUUAUACAUAAAUAGCUUUUUUAACUUAAAAAUUUAAGAAAGAAAAAAAAUAAAAACAAAAUUACGAAGUGGAAUAAAAAAAAAGAACUGAAAAUUUUGCCUCUUUUUUAUUGCCUUAUGUAUUUUUUCCUUUCUUUUGGUCUUUUAAUUUUUUUUGAUUUUCAUUGUUUGUUUAUAUGUUUUUUUUGUUUUUGGAUUAAGAAAAAUAUGCAAACAUAUUAUGUAUAUAAGAAAUCCACGUUAGAGGAGUUGUAAUACAAACUAGAAUGUAUAUAAGAAUCCCACAUUAGAGGAGUUGUAAUACAAACUAGACAUACAACGAAAGGAAUUUUGUAUAAAAAAAAUUUCGAUGAUUUUAUGAUUUUUGGGGGGGGGGGUUAAAAGAAUUACACACAACAGUAUAAUAAGUACAUACACAAAAAUUUUAAUAAAAAAAAGAAUAAAACAGAGAGUAUAACAAAAACUACUUACUAGCACAACACCAAUUUCAUUAAUAAUUGGUUUUUUUCAAUUUAGUUUGAUAUCAUAAAAAGAACACAAAAGCAAAAUAGUUUAAUAAACAGAACGCAAUCAUCAUUCCAAUUUAAAGUAAAAAAAUAAAAAAAACUAAAAAGCAGCCAUAAACUUGUUUGGGUGUCUCUUAAUUUCAAUCAACUAACAAUAUACAGUUUUAUUUGUCUAUGUCAGCAGCAGUGGGAGUUUUUACUUUAAUUAAAGUCUUAUGUUUUAAAACAUGAGGCUGCUAAUUGGUUUACUGUUGCUGGCAACAACAUUCUUUCAGUAUGUAAUAUAUGUGACAUAUGCAGUUACUACAAAUAGUAAACUAGAUAGUUCAUCAUUAAAAAGAAGUAAUCAGCAACAAUUUUUACAACAAUCAUUUAUUGGUACACCACAGCAACAGCAACCGCAAUCACAGCCACAGCAGCAACAACAACAUAAUCAUCAACAACAAGCACAACAACAAGAACAUCAACAGCAACAGCAAAAAUAUUUUAAUUUAACUAAUAUUAUAACACGACGUACAGAAUUUGAAACAAAAUUAAAUCAUUUAGUUGUUGAUACAGUUACUGGGCGUGUAUAUGUUGGUGGAGUUAAUCGUUUAUAUCAAUUAUCACCAGACUUAGAUUUAGUUGAAACGGUUAAAACAGGUCCACAAAAUGAUUCAUACGAUUGUACAGCAUUAGAAUGUGCAUCAAAUACACAACGUGAAUUAAGAGAUAAUUAUAAUAAAGUUUUAUUGAUUGAUAGGGCAACAUCACGUUUAAUAUUUUGUGGUUCAUUAUUCCAAGGCACAUGUACAGUUAGAAAUUUACAAAAUGUUAGUCAUGUUGAACAACAAGUUGCUGAAGCAGUUGUUGCAAAUAAUGAAAAUGCAUCAACAGUUGCAUUUAUUGCACCAGGACCACCUCAACCACCAGUUACAAAUGUUAUGUAUGUUGGUGUCACAUAUACAAAUAAUUCACCAUAUCGUAGUGAGAUACCAGCUGUUGCAUCAAGAAGUUUAGAAAAGCAGCGUAUGUUUCAAAUAGCAUCAUUGGCUGUUACAACUGGCACCAGAAUAUUUAUUAAUUCAUAUGCACGGGAAGCAUAUUUAGUUAAUUAUGUUUAUGGAUUUAGUUCAGAACGUUUUUCAUAUUUUUUAACAACACAAUUAAAACAUAGCCAUUUAUCAGCACCAAAAGAAUAUAUUAGUAAAUUGGUUAGAAUAUGUCAAGAGGAUUCAAAUUAUUAUUCAUAUACAGAAAUACCAGUUGAUUGUAUAAGUGAUUCCAAUGGUGGUAAAAAAUUUAAUUUAGUUCAAGCAGCUUUUUUAGGUAAAGCGGGUUCUGAUUUAACUGAAAAUUUAUAUAUAACAGAACAAGAUGAUGUAUUAUAUGCUGUAUUCUCUGAAGGACGUUCUGAUAAACAAGAAGAAUUUAAUAAAUCAGCAUUAUGUAUUUAUUCAUUAAAACAAAUACGAAGAAAAUUUAUGCAAAAUAUUAAAGCAUGUUUUAAUGGUAAUGGACCAAGAGGUUUAGAUUUUAUAUCACCAAAUAUGAAUUGUGUACCAACAAAACUACAAACAAUAAGUGAAGAUUUUUGUGGUUUAGAUGUUAAUUCACCUUUGGGUGGUGAACAACCAAUAGCAGCAAUACCAGUUGCAACAUUUAAUACACAUUUAACAGCUGUUGCUGCAACAAGAACAAGUGGCUAUACAGUUGUAUUUAUUGGAACAUCAAAUGGUCAUUUAAAAAAAAUUGUAGUUGAAUCAGCAAGUCAAGCGAAUGAAUAUGCUGAUAUACCAAUUGAUAAUUCAAGAAUAUAUAAAGAUAUGCAUUUUGAUAAUGAUCAAAUGCAUAUUUAUGUUAUGUCAGAACGAAAAGUAUCAAAAGUUAAAGUACAUGACUGUGCUGUAUAUAAAACAUGUAUGGAAUGUUUAGGGGCUAAGGAUCCAUAUUGCGGUUGGUGUUCGUUAGAAAACAAAUGUAGUUUAAAAUCAAUGUGCCAAGAUGAUGCAAAUGAUCCAUUAUAUUGGGUUAGUUAUAAAACUGGUAAAUGUACAACAAUAACAAGUGUUGUACCACAUCAAUUACAAAGAACAACUGCUCGUACAUUAGAACUAAUAAUAGAUCAUUUGCCUCAGCUAAAAGAAGAUUUAGUAUGUGCAUUUACAAUUGAGGAAAAGCCAUUAUUUACAAAUGCUACAAAAAAGAGGAACGGAGUUAAUUGUACCACACCGAGAACUGAUUUGUUACCACGAAUUGAGCAAGGAAAACAUCAUUUCACAGCAAAGUUAUCUGUAAGAACUAAGAAUGGUCCAGAUUUGGUAUCAACUGAUUUUACGUUUUUUGAUUGUUCAACACAUUCUUCAUGUACUAGAUGUGUUUCAUCAGAGUUUCCCUGUGAUUGGUGCGUUGAAGCACAUCGCUGCACUCAUGACACAGCUGAGAAUUGCCGAAACGAUAUUUUGGUUACUGGUGUUAGCCGAAUUGGUCCUAGUUACCGUUCAGGACCAAGUUAUUGCCCAACAAUAAAUGCAACCGGUGAUGGUAGUGAAAUUCUAGUUGCUGCCGGUACUAGUAAAUCAAUUAAAGUUAAAGUUCAUAUUAUUGGACAAUUCAUUGUACAAACACGUUUUGUAUGCCAAUUUAAUAUCGAAGGUCGUGUAACAAGUUUAAAUGCUCAACUACUCGGCGAUACAAUUUACUGUGAUAAUAUGGAAUUUCAAUAUACCUCAAGAUCACCCAAUUUAACAGCAACAUUUGCAGUUAUAUGGGGUGGUUCAAAACCAUUGGAUAAUCCGCAUAAUAUUCAUGUUAUUAUAUAUAGAUGUCGUGAUAUGUCAGAUAGUUGUGGUAUGUGUUUAGCAUUACCAGAAAAAUAUAAUUGCGGUUGGUGUUCAUCUACAAAUUCAUGUGAAGUUGAGGAGCAAUGUAAUAAAAACGGUGAGGGUAAAACUGAUUGGUUAAAUCGUAUGGAAACAUGCCCAAAUCCAGAAAUUCAUUCGUUCACUCCAAAAACUGGUUCUUGGGAAGGUGGAACAAAUAUAACGAUACGUGGUAUCAAUUUAGGUAAAAAUUUCUCUGAUAUCUAUUCUGGAGUUAAAAUUGCUGGAAUACCAUGCGCUCCAUAUCCACAAUUAUAUAUUGAUACAAAAGAAAUUGUAUGUACGGUAGAUAGUCCUGGUAUACAAGCAUAUCGCAAAGGUAAAAUUGUUGUACAAAUUGGUGAUUACCGCGGCGAAUCAAAAAUUGAUUUUGAGUUUGUUGAUCCAAAAAUUGAUAAUUUUCACCCGAAAUUUGGUCCAGUGUCUGGCGGAACCCAAAUAAGUAUAACGGGGCAAUAUUUAAAUGCUGGUUCUAAAAUUCAAGCAUUCAUUAAUGAUCAUUUGCCAUGUGAAAUAUUAAGUGCAGAUUCAACAAUAGCAUUGUGCAAAACAAGUCCAGCACCAGGAAUUAUUGAAGGACGUUUAAAAAUGCAAUUCGAUAACGGUAUGCGAGAAUUUAACGAUUAUAAUUUUAAAUAUGUUGAAGAUCCUACAAUAGAACAUGUCAGUUCUGGUCCGACUGGACAUCAAAAAGUGCCAAAAGGUAUUCCUGCUGGUGGUAUUAAAAUUUCUGUAAAGGGUGAUCAAUUUGAUUAUGUCCAGAAUCCUCGAAUGUACGUUUAUUAUGAAGAUAAAAUGUGGAUAUCACAGUGUGAUGUUCAUUCGAAUACUGAAAUGAUUUGUGAUUCACCGACAAUUGAAGCUGAUGAUUCAAAUUUAGAUGUUGAAAAGCCAGAAUUAUUAGAAUAUGGUUUUUUAAUGGAUAACGUUGCUGCUGUGCAAAAUUUAUCAGUUAAACAUAAAAAUUCUUUUUAUUUAUAUCCGAAUCCAAUCUAUCAACAUUUUGAAGAGAAUAUUAAAUAUUACAAAAGUGAAUAUUUGACAAUAAAUGGUAAAAAUUUAGAUCGGGCUUGCAAAGAAAGUGAUGUAACAGUAUUAAUUGGCUCCGGUAUAUGUAACAUAACAUCAUUAUCAAGACAACAAUUAACAUGUCGACCGCCUUCAGAAUCAUCUGACACGUCAAAUGAUGUACCAAGUGUCGUCGUUAAAAUUGGACCAAAUUUAAGUUACGUAAUCGGUAAAUUAAGUUAUGCAUCACCAAAUUUAAUACAUGGAAUUGGAAAAAACGCCCUUGUUGGAGUUAUAACUGGUGUAUUUAUAUUACUUAUGGUAUUUAUUGGACUAUUAGUUGCGUAUAAAAAGAAAACAUCAGAAUCGAAUCGUGUGCUGAAAAAUAUGCAAGAACAAAUGGAUAUAUUAGAAUUAAGAGUAGCAGCCGAAUGUAAAGAAGCAUUUGCUGAAUUACAAACUGAAAUGACUGAUUUAACGGGUGAUCUCACGUCAGGUGGAAUUCCAUUUUUAGAUUAUCGUUCAUAUGCUAUGAAAAUUUUAUUUCCAAAUCACGAAGAUCAUAUUGUGUUACAAUGGGAAAGACCAGAAUUAUUACGAAAAGAGAAGGGUUUACGUUUAUUUGGCCAAUUAAUUAUGAACAAAACAUUUUUACUAUUAUUUAUAAGAACAUUGGAAUCAAACAGAUAUUUUUCAAUGAGAGAACGUGUCAAUGUUGCGUCAUUGAUAAUGGUAACUUUGCAAUCAAAAUUGGAAUACUGCACUGAUAUAUUGAAAACAUUAUUGGCUGAAUUGAUUGAAAAAUGUAUUGAUGGCAAAUCACAUCCAAAACUAUUAUUAAGGCGUACAGAAAGCGUUGCUGAAAAAAUGUUGAGUGCUUGGUUUACAUUCCUUUUAUAUAAAUUUUUAAAAGAAUGCGCUGGAGAACCAUUAUACAUGUUAUUUAGAGCCGUUAAAGGUCAAGUUGAUAAAGGACCUGUUGAUGCAUGUACGCAUGAAGCUAGAUAUUCAUUAAGUGAGGAAAAAUUAAUACGACAAGUAAUUGAUUUCAAAUGUAUGACAGUAUAUGCUAGUAUAACACAACAACCAAUAUUUUGUAACAAUAUUGAAAUGAUGCCUACAAACACAGAAAAUGUUCCAGUGAAAGUAUUAGAUUGUGACACAAUUGGACAAGUUAAGGAAAAAUGUUUAGAUACAAUUUAUCGCAAUAUACCAUCAAGUCAAAGACCAAGAAAAGAUGAUUUAGAUUUGGAAUGGCGAACAGGAGCUACAGGUCGUGUAAUAUUAUAUGAUGAAGAUUCAACAUCAAAAGUUGAAAAUGAAUGGAAAAAAUUAAAUACAUUACAGCACUAUCGCGUGCAAGAUAGUGCAUGCUUAAGUUUAGUACCUAAACAAAGUUCCAUUUACAAUUUUUCAAUAUUAUCUGAUAAAAAUGAUAAAUCUCACAAGUAUGAAACAUUGAAUCUGUCUAAAUACACAUCAUCAUCACCAACAUUUAGUCGCGCUGGAAGUCCAUUAAAUAAUGACAUACAUGAAAAUGGUAUAAAAUACUGGCAUUUAGUUAAGCAUCAUGAUACAGAUUUGCAAAAAGAGGGUGAAAGAGUUAAUAAAAUGGUAUCAGAAAUUUAUUUGACACGUUUAUUAGCAACAAAAGGUACAUUGCAAAAGUUCGUUGAUGAUUUAUUUGAGACUGUGUUUAGUAUAGCACAUCGGGGAUCAGCAUUACCUUUAGCUAUAAAAUAUAUGUUUGAUUUCUUAGAUGAUCAAGCAUUAUUACAUGGUAUUACAGAUCCGGAAGUGGUACAUACAUGGAAAAGUAAUAGUUUACCAUUAAGGUUUUGGGUAAAUUUAAUAAAAAAUCCAAAUUUUGUUUUUGAUAUACACAAAUCAAACAUAGUAGAUUCUUGUUUGUCAGUAGUUGCUCAAACAUUCAUGGAUUCGUGUUCAACGUCCGAUCAUAGAUUAGGAAAAGAUUCACCUAGUUCGAAAUUAUUAUAUGCAAAAGAUAUACCUGAAUAUAGACGAUGGGUUGAAAGAUAUUAUGCUGAUAUUAGGGAAAUGCCAGCUAUUUCAGAUCAAGAUAUGAAUGCAAUGUUAGCUGAAGAAUCUAGGUUACAUACAACGGAAUUUAACACAAAUUGUGCCCUCCACGAAUUAUAUACAUAUGCUGUAAAAUAUAAUGAGCAAUUGACUGUAACUUUAGAAGAGGACGAAUUUUCACAAAAACAAAGACUAGCAUUCAAACUGGAACAAGUUCAUAAUAUUAUGUCAGCUGAAUAAAAUUUAAUAAAGUAAUUAUAAAUAUUUACAAAAAUAUUUAUAAAAAUAUAUAAUAAAAUAAAGAUAUAUAUGUAGAUAUAUUAAAAAAUAUAUACAUAUAUAUGUAUAUAAAAAACAUUUUAGAUAAGUUAAAAAUUUAUAAAAAAAAAAGCAAAAUUUUAUAAAAAACAAAAAAAAAAACAAAUAUUUGUAUAAACAAAAAAUUCCAAAAACAAAAAAAAAUUGUAAAAUAGAAUAAAAAGCCAAAUAUCAUUAUAACUUAAUAACAAAAAAAAAAAUUUAAUUUAAACCCUUAUUGCGAUUGUCAAUUAUCUGUUAGUCACUGUCGACUCCUUAAAUUAAUUUCAAUUUCUUUGCGCAAAUUUUGGACUUUUUUUGAAAUGUAAUAUUUUUUAACUCAAUAUGUUUAUGACAUAAUUUGCAAUAUAGCAGUAAUAUUAUGACACAAUUUUCAAUAUUGCAGUAAUACUAUAUUACUAUUCACAUAGUUGAAAAAAAAAUCAUAGAGUGAAUUGUGUAUUGAUAUCGUUUUAGUGUCAAUUUUGAAGGCAGGAAUAACAGCCGUACUCUUUUAUACGAAUUGAUAUACGUGAAAUAUAAGUUGAAAUAAGUUUUUAAUAUUGUAUGUGAUUUCAAAUUUAUAGUAAUACGGUAAUAUUGAAAUUGUAGAAUUAGUAUCAAUAACGUAUGAAUCAUGGUAUUUUCGUAUUGAAAAACUCUUUCUAUAUUUCGAACUUGAUUUCUCAAAAAUACAUUUUUUUUUUAUUUUCUAAAAAUACUUAAAACAAUUUCUUUCGCAGGAAAAAUUUUAAUUAUAGUAAAUUUUAUUGCUUGUAAUUAGCAAUUAACAAGAUUAGGUGACACUGCUUAAUCUUACCACAUAUUAACAAAACACUAGGUGUACCGCUUGGUUUAUUCUGUACACCAUAACAAGUAUGCAGUUGUUAUUGCUGAAAUCUGUAACAAUAUAGUAUUACUCCAAUUCUCGAAGUUAACGCAUGCUAUAUGAUUUAAGAUCAUUUCAUUGACCUAAUUAAAAAAAAUGGAAAACACAUGCAUGUAAUGGGCGCAAUCAAAAAUUAUGUGCUGCCUUUUCAACAUACCAAAUUUAUUCAAAUUGCAAUGUAGAAUUCAGAAAUUAAAAUUAACAAUUUGAUUUGUGUAUUAAAUACUAUAAAGGUCUUUGAUUUGAAGUCAGGGCUUUUUAAAAUUGAACUGACCGAAUAUGCAUAACUUCCAAAAGCAAAUAUCUACCGAAGUUUAUGACUCUUAAUUAUUGACAAUAUAGAAUUUUCGCCAGAUUUUAUUAUACUCUGUCAAAUUUAAUCUAUUCAACAAUGCAAAUUCAAUUGUUAGCAACAGCUUUUGCACAUUUCCGAUCAUGUAUAUUUGUCCAAUAUUUUGAUUAUGAUUUAGAAUAGCUUUGAAUUUCUAAAAUUUUAUUGAUAAAUAUUUUUUUUUCUUUCAAUUUUAUGAAAAUAUUUAUAAUUUAGUAAAACAAUAAAAAAAAUUGGUUUUAAUAGAACUAAGUUUAUUAUUAUUAAAUUUUGUGUUAUAGUAGUAGGUAUAUAAGUAAAUUAGGUAUAAAAAAAAAAUUAAGUUUUCUUUGCAUGUUUUUAUUGUGUCUUUAGAAUGACUCCAAAGUUUAUAAUCAUUUUGUAUUGAUACAAAAUUCAGCAAUCCCAAUUUACAGAUUGAAUUGCGAAUUAGUUUAACACGCUUUAUUUUAAUUUGGAAGUCAUAAGUGUAAAUGUAUUUGAAAUUUUUUAAUAUUAAAUGAUGCCAAUAUAAUGCCAUAUAAUUUUACUUGUUCUACUAUUCUGCUAUAAUAAUUAAUUUUAUAUUUAGCUCUUUUUUAUAUUCAGGACUUUCUUUUUAAAUAAUGCAAUCCGUAAUAUCCAUACUAAAUUGAAAAUCGAAUGCCAAUAAUAAUUUAGAUCAAGUUCAAAUGAGAUAGAACGUCAAAUGAGAACUGUAUUGAAUUUUCUCAUAGAGUUAUUUACAGUUUGCAAAACGACUAAGUAGUCAAACGAUAAUUAUUCGAAUAUACGACGAGACUGUAUUAUCGUUCACGAACGAAAAAAUUCACCAGACAAAACUCCUUGCUAUCUUAAAUCACGAAACAAACUUACAUUUAAACUUCUUAAAGGAAAUAAAGUGAUUAACAUAGGGUCAUUUUCUAAUAAUUCAGUCCUAAACUCUAGACAAAGUUUUAACUUAAAACUUGAUGAAAUUUUAAAAAAAACCUCAGUAAUGUUGCAAUUUUAAAUAAAAUUGUAGUAAUAUUGCAGUAACUGUUCUUUCCAAACAAAAAAACUUUUCGCUUCGAAUCAUAAUAGCUUUUUAGCGAAUAUGCCAGCAAUGAUAUUUUUCUUGUUGUGUUACCAAAAUGUUGGCUUAAAGUUAAUUCAAAUUAAAAUUUUUUUUUGUUAGUUUUACCUUACGGUUAUUUGCAGUAUAUUUUAAUUUUAUUUAGUUUUCUGUUUUUAUUUAAUAUUGUCGAAUACGAAAUUUAAAAAUUGAAUUUUGUACAAUAUUAAAAUAUUUAAUCAAUUUUUUUGAUACUUAAUCAUUUAUUCACUUUGGUUUUAAAUCUGUAAUAACAUAUUAAGUAAUUAUUAUUAGAAGUAAAUAAAUUUUUUGGAAGUUUUCGAAAUCAAUUUAUCAUUAUUUAAUUAUUAUUAUUUUUUUUGUAUAAUAAAAACAAUACUUUAUCAUUAAUAUUAUUAUGUACAAAUAUAUAAUUAUUUUUUUAAUAAAAAUAAAAAAAAAUAAAAAGUUAUACAAAAAACAUUUUUUUAUUAGAUAUUCUUUUUUACUAAAAUAAAAAAAAAAAAACAAAAAAAAUAUAAAUAUUUUUUUUAAACAACUAUUAUUAAUUUAGAUAUUUUGUUUAUAUAAUAAAAAUAAUUUUAAAAUUUAAAAUGUAAC
Messenger RNA from Condylostylus longicornis, 10470 nucleotides. It is a transcript of the gene PlexA, whose product is annotated as plexin-A4. Gene Ontology annotation, cellular component: semaphorin receptor complex. Gene Ontology annotation, biological process: semaphorin-plexin signaling pathway involved in axon guidance; regulation of cell migration; positive regulation of axonogenesis. The transcript has 11 exons. The record is from RefSeq and is a predicted model, not a curated record. Gene Ontology annotation, molecular function: protein binding; semaphorin receptor activity. The coding region runs from base 1618 to 7539 and encodes 1973 amino acids. Lineage: Eukaryota; Metazoa; Arthropoda; Insecta; Diptera; Dolichopodidae.